Molecule: messenger RNA, 2028 nt
Organism: Pediculus humanus corporis (human body louse)
Lineage: Eukaryota; Metazoa; Arthropoda; Insecta; Psocodea; Pediculidae
Exons: 9
Coding region: 1-2028 (675 amino acids)
Molecular function (GO): acyltransferase activity, transferring groups other than amino-acyl groups
Source: RefSeq, a predicted model, not a curated record
AUGGAAAAGAUAGUUUUACCUGUGAUUAUUGUUUUACAAUUAUAUUUACCUGUUUAUGGAAUUCAUUUGCAAAAUGUCAGUCAUGUAUCACAUUGUGAGGUUUUACAAAAUCAAAAACCAGUAUCUGAUUACCUAAAGGAUUAUCUAUCAUAUUCAUUUCGAGCAUCACCCAUUUUAAAUAAUUCAAAAUGUGAACAAGAUAUAAAUUUAAUAUUGAGAGAGUUUAAAAAAUACAAUUUAUGGGCCAUGAAAAUGAUAGAUGCAUCUGCAAAAUUACCUUCUGGUAUACUAAGUGGAAAUUUAAAUCAAUAUGGAGAUUUUGAUGAGUGUAUGUCUGUUAAUGGUGAACAUCAUCAAAUAAAUAGUAAAUAUUGUCUGGCUACAAUUGACAUAAAACCAUCAAAUGAUGAUCAAACAACAGAUAAUAUCCGAAUCAUAGAUGAUUACAUUCAUUCUCACAGAUUAUUGACAAACGAGCUUUUCGACCAAGGUCAUCGCGUACCUAAAAUGGAGACUUUCAAUUGGGGCCUUUGUAUUCCAUCUUCGUGUAGUAAUAAAGACGUUGAAAAUAUAGCUGAAAAUAUCUUGAAAAGAAUAUCUUACACUGAACCGUUUCGAUUUAACGUGACCGUUAACGAUGACGUUUGUUACGUGGCAGAAGAAAAAAAAGAAAUGGCGGUGGCAAGUUUGAUUGUUAAAGUAUUAUUUACUUCACUACUUGUUUUAACAUUGUUGGAGUUUAUCAUCGAUGUAGAAAAAGUUAAAUUAGGGAAUUCAAACGUAAAUAAAAUAAUAAAAUGUUUUUCGAUAAAGAAAAAUUGGGAAAUAUUAACGAAUACAAAACCGGUUAACGAUGAUUUACAAUGUUUACACGGUGCUAGAUUUUUAAAUGCUGUCGGCCUCCUUCUUUCACACAAACAAAUGGCUAUGUUAUUUAUACCUACAUUUAAUAGAACAACCUUGGGCAAAUCAUUUUCAAAAUUAUGGACGAUGCUUGGAAGAUCAGCAAUAUUAUACACAGAUUCUUUUAUUAUGAUCAGUGGAAUAUUAGUUUCUUAUUCAUUUAUUAAAGAUUUGGAUAAAACUAAAAAAUUAAACUUUAAAGAAAAAUUAAUCAAUAGAAUAGUCAGAUUUUUACCUAAUUUAGUUGGAAUAAUAUUAUUUUGUACAUUUAUAAUGGAAGAUAUGAGUACAGGACCUAUGUGGGGUUUAGUAGUGAGCAAAUAUUCAAAUUUAUGUAAAAAAUACAUGUGGAGAAAUUUUUUAUUUGUUCAUAAUUAUUUUGGAUUUGAAAAUAUGUGUUUAACACAUACUCAUCAAUUAGGGAUUGAUAUGCAACUUUUUAUCAUUUCGCCAGUUUUUAUUUACUUGUUGUGGAAAUGGCCAAAAUUAGGUACAUCAAUUUUAUUGCUUAGUUCGGCACUGUCAACAUGGCUACGUUAUGUUGUUACAAAAAGGGAAAACAUAUCCACGUUGAUAUAUUAUGGAAUAUCAGUGGAAAAGUUGUGGAAAACAGCUAAUCUAUCCUACAUACUUCCAACUCAUAGACUAACCGUUUAUUUAUUGGGCAUCCUCAUGGGAUAUUAUUUAAGAAGAAAGGGUAGAAAUUUAAAAUUUAAUCGUUUACAAUCGAUAAUCGGUUGGUUUCUGGGAACUUCAGCAGGAGUUAUAGCCAUGUUUGGAUUUUACAAAGCCGCUUAUAAGGAGUAUACAUAUAAUCCUAUCGAUUCGGCCAUUUACAAUGCAUUUGCUCCCAUUUUAUGGUCUGGCUUUUUGGGCUGGGGAAUAUUAGCCUGUUUAAAUGAUUCUGGCGAGCUGACCGUUAUAUUAUUAACAUCGUUCGCAUUAACACUUUUAAUUGACAUUCCAUUUCAAAAUAUUAGAAAAACUUUAGUAAAUUCUAGAAAAACCGUUGAGAAAAAAGUUAUUAUGAAAAAGAAAAACGACGCUGAUGAUUUUGAAGAUGAUUAUUCGAAAGAUCAUCAUAAAACAAGAAGAAGAAAAAUAGUACAAACUCACGGAAUGUAA